AUUAUUAAUUCACACAUACGACCCUAUACCCGCUCCGAAAUGGCAAGAACCAAGCAGACUGCCCGCAAGUCCACUGGCGGCAAAGCCCCAAGGAAGCAGUUGGCCACCAAGGCUGCACGCAAGAGCGCCCCGGCCACCGGCGGUGUGAAGAAGCCCCAUCGCUACAGGCCCGGUACCGUGGCCUUGAGGGAGAUCCGUCGCUUCCAGAAGUCCACCGAGCUCUUGAUCCGCAAGUUGCCCUUCCAGCGUCUGGUCAGGGAAAUCGCUCAGGACUUCAAGACCGACCUGCGCUUCCAGAGCUCCGCCGUCAUGGCUCUUCAGGAGGCCAGUGAGGCUUACCUGGUCGGCCUGUUCGAGGACACCAACCUGUGCGCCAUCCACGCCAAGAGGGUUACCAUCAUGCCCAAGGACAUCCAGCUGGCUCGCCGCAUCCGUGGGGAGCGUGCUUAAAACCUUGACUCGCUGCCCAGUCAUGACAAAGGCUCUUUUAAGAGCCACCUA
Molecule: messenger RNA, 501 nt
Organism: Engraulis encrasicolus (European anchovy)
Lineage: Eukaryota; Metazoa; Chordata; Actinopteri; Clupeiformes; Engraulidae
Product: histone H3-like
Exons: 1
Coding region: 40-450 (136 amino acids)
Cellular component (GO): nucleosome
Molecular function (GO): structural constituent of chromatin; protein heterodimerization activity; DNA binding
Source: RefSeq, a predicted model, not a curated record